GUACAACGCCUCACUGCACACACUGUACUAUAAAAAACAAAACUCUUGCCGCUCUUCACUACUCUACUCCCCCUACCUUAUCUUCUUCCCCUUCAGUUCAGGCCUUCUUCCUCUGUAUUUUUUCACACACUGAGCAUCCAAUACCACUCGACAAUGUCAAGCACUCCAGCUGAAGAAGAUGCUCGACCAGAGCCCAAAUACGCCGCUGAAGAAGAUUCAGAAUCGGAAGCCACAUCCACAGAAUCCUCAUCCGACUCGGACUCGGACUUGGAGACGGACUCGGACUCGGACUCCGAUGAAGAACCCAUUUCCUACAUCCGACCCGACGGCAGAGGUCAGGAACCCAAUCCCGACGACCUCGAGGACGAGAACACCCCCGAAGCCAACAUCAGCCGUUUCAGCAAAAUCCUCUUCUCGAAGCGCAUGCGCAGGGAGUUGGAGGAGAAGGAAGAAAUUGAUAACCACGAAGACCUCUUCGAUUUUCCUCCGGACCCGGAGAACUGGCGGGAGGAGGAUUUGAAGGAGUUGUGGGCGGAUGCUCCGCUUGAGAUGACUAAACCGGGUUGGGACCCGAAUUGGGUGGACGAGGAGGAGGUGGAUAUUAUCAGCGAGGAGAUUAAGGCUGGCCGUGAUCCGCCCAUUGCCCCGUUUUACGUUCCCUACAGGAAGCCUUAUCCGGCGAUUCCGAAUAACCAUCAUGAUAUCUCGAAUCCCAAGGCUGUAAUUGAGGAGCUGGACAGGAUUGAGGAGUUCUUGAGAUGGGUUAGCUACAUUUUCCCCGAUGGCAGCACGUAUGAAGGCACUGUUUGGGACGACUUGGCUCAUGGAAAAGGUGUAUAUGUUGCUGAGCAAGGGCUGGUCAGGUAUGAAGGAGAAUGGCUCCAAAACAACAUGGAAGGUCAUGGAGUUGUUGAAGUGGAAAUUCCCACCAUGGAACCUAUUCCCGGUUCCAAGCUUGAGGCAAAGAUGCGAGCCGAAGGUAAAAUAAUAUCAAGAGACUUUAUGUCCCCUGAAGAUAGGGAAUGGCUUGAGAUGGACAUUGAAGACAGUUUGCGGUUAGCUAAUGGAGAAUAUGAAAUCCCUUUUUAUGAAAAGGAUGAGUGGAUCAGACAAUUCGGAAAGAAGCCGGAGAAAGGCCGGUACCGGUAUGCUGGUCAAUGGAAGCAUGGGAGAAUGCAUGGUUGUGGUGUAUAUGAACUCAAUGAGCAAACAAUAUAUGGGCGGUUCUAUUUUGGUGAACUUUUGGGAGAUCCAACUGGUUGUGAUGCAGAAGUGUCGGCGCUGCAUGCAGGUAUAGCAGAGGUUGCAGCUGCAAAGGCGCGCAUGUUCAUCAACAAGCCAGAUGGAAUGGUCAGAGAAUAUAUGGGUCCAUAUUCUGAUCCUCAACAUCCCUACUUUUACGAGGAGGAGGAUGUGUGGAUGGCACCAGGCUUUAUCAAUCAAUUCUAUGAAGUCCCCGAUUAUUGGAAAAUGUACGUCCAUGAGGUCGAUCAAGAGAGGGAGAUGUGGUUGAACUCAUUCUAUAAAGCUCCGCUCAGGCUACCUAUGCCUUCUGAACUUGAAUACUGGUGGUGGUGCAAAGAUGAAAAACCAGAAUUUGUUCUGCUGAAUAAAGAACCGGAGCCUGAUCCUGAAGACCCGUCCAAACUUGUCUAUGAUGAAGAUCCCCUCAUCCUACACACUCCAACUGGAAGAAUAAUAAACUAUGUGGAUGAUGAGGAGCACGGGAUUCGGUUAUUUUGGCAACCUCCAGUGAAGGAGGGGGAAGAUGUCGAUCCAGACAAGGCUGAGUUCCUACCUCUUGGGUAUGAUGAGUUUUAUGGACGAGAAGUGGAUGCCCAGAAAGAGAACUUGUGGAUGCGCUUUCUAACUGCUGUGGAUAAAACGUGCAAACCUAUUUUCAAAAGACUGGAAAAAUGGACUGAAGAAAAGAAGAAAGCUGGUGAGGCAAAGAUGGAGCUACUGAAAAAAGAAAUGGAAUUGGUGGAAGCUGAGUUGUCCCUGAAAGAGACAAUUGAAGACUUGGAUGAGGAACUAAAGAUAAUGCAGAAAGAGGAGGAAAAGAAAGUGGAACAAGAGGUUGAAGAGGAAGAUAUUCCGAUGUCUGCACCAGUAAACGAGUUGCAGCCAACUCCAGCCGAAGUUGAUGAAGAGGAGGAAGAUGAGGAGGAAGAAGAUGAUACUACUCCUUCCAGUUUUGGGUCGAUUGAAGAUCAAAACUCUGCAAGUAACGAUGAGAAGGGAAGUAAAUUUGGAAAGUCCACCUUUGCAGCAUCUUCCCUAUCAUUUGCAAAUGCGAAUCUCAUCUCGUUGGUUCCACUACAGUUGCAGAAUUCAUUUUUAAGGUGGAGUAAGGGAAAAUUUCAGAAGCGCCCGUCUGCUUCUAUUUCUCCAAACCAGCUUCAUCACUUGUCACCCAAGAGACAGGAUUUCACGACUGUUAGCUUCUCCCUUGCAGCAGGUAAAAGCUUGAAACUGAGAUGUACUAGGCAAAUACCUCAUGUACAACACAUCUCCAGGUUGAGCUCAAGAUAUCACUCAAAAAAGAAAGCUUCAAAGGAGUCAGGACGAGUAUUGGAGCAUCUCAACAUACUGUCGUUGCACACUCCGCUAACAAUGUAAUCCCAUGUCUCUCAUUCUUUACAAUUUUGUAGCACCAGCGGCUAAACACUCCGUUUUGAGCUUCUGCAUUCUUGUACUGGACAACUCGUUUUUUGCUGAGUUAAUAUGCAUGAUCGUGGCUCAUACCAUCCCUAGCAAUACCAACUGUAAUGUGCUUAACUCACGCCUGCCAAAGACGUUCCAACACUUUUGGUUGUGUCUAAGUCAUGGAAAACGUAGACCGUAGUACUAGAGGAUUAUGGUUCAACGUAAGUUUAUGUGAGGAAA
Messenger RNA from Sesamum indicum (sesame), 2889 nucleotides. Its product is annotated as MORN (Membrane Occupation and Recognition Nexus) repeat-containing protein. The record is from RefSeq and is a predicted model, not a curated record. Lineage: Eukaryota; Viridiplantae; Streptophyta; Magnoliopsida; Lamiales; Pedaliaceae.